GAUGCAUAUCCGAAACGAGAAGUGCUAGUCUUUCUUGUAGAUUUUUAUGUGUAUAUUCAUAUAUGAACUAUAAAAUAAUUAACCCCAUCGUGGCAUCCAGUUAACUCGUUGUGAUCUUAUUCCAUUUUUUGCACGACGUCCAGCACAGUUUUCAGGGCGCAUUGCAGACACCUAACGAGACCUUGUAGAACAUUCCACAGUCAGAUGUGGUUACACCCAGCACGGGCGGUGUCACCAGCAUUUCCGAAGUGGUUGCCUCUGGAAUCAAUUCUGUGGUAAACCUUUUCUGUUGUCGUCUGAAAGCCGAUUACUGGACAACUGCAGAGAUGUUUUUCGCUUAGAGCUUGCGGGUUCACAGCGGAGCUGCUUUCUCGAUUCCUUGAGUCGUAUCAACAUUGCUUGUUAUUUUAGUUCAUAAAGGGAUGAACUGUGGUUAGCCACCCAUAUCUACGGCUGCCAAACAUUUUCUCAUGUUAUCACAUGAUUCCAUCACAUCGCAUUGGUGUAUAAUUUCCCACUAUCGCACUGAAACUCACCACCUUUUUACACCCUUUUAAAGUACUCUAUAUCCUUCAUGCGAAGAGAGGCGUGGUGGCUUUUUUUUGUUGCCCCUCUAACACAGUCACUUGCUGCAGUUUUCUUUGUAAAAUUUCAAAAGAAAAUAUUAUUAUUAUUACUGAUAUGGAAAUUCAGGUAAUGUAAAUAAGAAGAUGAUCCAAAUAAGACAUGAACGAAUAUUGAUUGUUGUGUGAAGUCAUCAUUUAGGGAUUUUUAUUCGUUACAGAGCACCGUGAAGUGCAUAUUUUAUCUCUUUUUCUUCCUCCCCCUACUCAUAACAAAACCUCUUUUUCUUCAUUCCCAAGUGCAAGUACAAAUUAUUUAUAUAAAUUUAUGUAAAAGAAACAUGGUAAGGUCUCAGCGUCAAAUCAAUGCAGAUUCAUCUGGCGAAAGUCCUAUUCGCUUUAAGACUUCACUGCGCAAUAUCGUUCUCGACGUGAUGCGCAGUCGAGGUUGGAUUGAGACGGAAAGCGAAUUUGACUGGGACUAUCAUUGGGCUGAUACGGGGUGGAUUCGCGAAAACUAUGAUCACAUUCGCCUCGAGGAUCACCAGCGGAUUAACCAUUAUCGCAAUCACUACGAGCUCACGCGCAAGGACAUGAUGGCGAAAAAUUUUAAAAGAAUGAAGAAGAUGGUUGAAAAAGAAGGUGACGCUGAGGAGGCCGCGGCGUGGGACUUCUUUCCGACAACCUUCUCCCUCCCACAGGAGUACGGACUUUUUGAGCAAGAGUUUCGCCGGCGUAACAAUGCUAUUUGGAUUAUGAAGCCCCCUGCCAAAGCGCAGGGGAAGGGAAUCUUUCUCUUUUCGAAGCUUUCGCAGAUUUCCGAGUGGCGGAGGGAAUUUCGACAGCGCCAAGGGAUGCUUACAAACACCGGUGGCAACGCGGGUGGCGGUAACUCUCUGUUCAACAGCAAUCCGUACGGUGUCGAUCCUGUGGAGCCUUAUCUUGCCCAACGCUAUAUUGCUAAUCCCCACUUAGUCGGAGGUAAAAAGUACGACCUGCGUAUAUACGUGCUUGUGCAAAGCUAUAACCCUCUCAUUGUGUGGCUUCAUCGAACUGGCUUUGCGCGCUUUUGCUAUCAUCGCUUCUCUCUCGAGGAUAUCGACAACACCUUUAUCCACGUCACGAACGUAGCGGUUCAGAAGACAAAUCCACGCUACACCGCCUUGUCGAGCUGCAAGUUUGGGAUUCGCAAUCUCAGGAUGCUCAUCACUGCGUCUGAAGGGACCGCUCGCGCUAACCAGUUAUUCGACGAUAUUCAAAACAUGAUUUUGCGCACCAUCUUCGCUGUUCAGCGUGUGAUAGUUCAGGAUAAGCACUGCACCGAGCUUUACGGCUAUGAUAUCAUGAUUGAUGACGAGUUGCAUCCGUGGUUGAUUGAGACCAAUGCGUCCCCAUCCCUGACAGCGGAGACUCCAGCAGAUUAUCAUUUGAAGUUUAACCUCCUUGAUGACAUGUUCAGUGUGAUUGAUUUGGAGAAGCGACGAAGUGGGAGCGAAACACGAAUUGGUGGAUUUGAUAUGAUCUGGAGCAAUGGUCCAGUCGGUCCCACCCCUAGUGACUCGAAGGCGCCCACAUCAGGAUCGUGUUUGGGUUGUUUAAACGAACUCGAAAUACCCAUAUCUAUGGUCCGAAUGCCUCCACGAUUCCAAGGGCAUGAUAUGAGUGAGCGCCUGUUAACAUAG
Molecule: messenger RNA, 2245 nt
Organism: Phytomonas sp. EM1
Lineage: Eukaryota; Euglenozoa; Kinetoplastea; Trypanosomatida; Trypanosomatidae
Source: the annotation of a GenBank genome assembly